AAGAUACAAACCAUAACCUGAAAUUUCAACCGUCGUGGCAGCCGGGACUCGUAGAUCCGCCCGCUAUUAUUGGUUGCUGCCGUCGCAGCUGCCGCUUAUAGAUUACUUCAGAAUGGAAACCCGAGAAUACGAAAAGGUUAAAUCUGAAUUCCAAGAGAAGAUUUUGCAGAUUUUCAUAGACUUCUCAACAAGAAUUGCAAAAAUUGAGGAACUUGGUGCUGUAGGAAGUAGAUUACUUAGAGGGUUUCAUCAAGGGCUCGAGUUUCUCAGGCGGGCUCCUAUAAACACGAAAGCUGAGUUAAUGAAAAGAAUUAUUGAAGCCAAUGAAACAGAGAGAGUUAAAUCAUAUUUUGCAGCUGGAUGCAUCAAUAAUCAAGAUAGAAUUCAAAAUUUAAGCAAGUUGAACACUUGCCUACUUGGACUUCAUGAUCAUUUAACUAAAGCUAAAAGCAUAUUGAAUGAGCUAGAAAAUCUUCUGGAGGAUUUAACUUCUACGAUUAGUUCUUUUAAUAAAAGUUUAUCUUUGGAGAAUGAAGCUUUAUGCGGAAAAUUUGAGCAAGCAACCAUUAACCAGGAAGAGAGAUCACCAUCAUCUCCACAGGAACUCGCAAUGACAGAUUAUGCUGUCUUGAUGGGGAUUAUUUACAGUAUGGUCAAGCAAGAUUAUGCGAUGCAGGAAAAGGUUGUCAUGUCUCUAAAUCUCAAAUCUUUAUCUGAAGAAAUGGAGAGCUAUUGCCUGAUGUGGUCUCUACGUCCUUUCGUUAAUGAUGAAAUUAUGAAUCAGGCAUGGAAGCUAAUUCAGUAGCCAUUUUUUCGUAUUUUUUCGUAGUGUAGAAUGUUUAUCGGCAGCCUGUUUUUAUUCUUCAUGUUGAUCAGUAUUUGCAAUGUGUAUGCGGUUUCUUUGUUUUAUUGUAGAUCAUGUGUUAGAAAGGUUUAAUUUAAUUGAAGGAGUAUGCAGUGUCAUGCAUUUUUUCUUUUA
Molecule: messenger RNA, 979 nt
Organism: Mercurialis annua (annual mercury)
Lineage: Eukaryota; Viridiplantae; Streptophyta; Magnoliopsida; Malpighiales; Euphorbiaceae
Exons: 8
Coding region: 113-805 (230 amino acids)
Source: RefSeq, a predicted model, not a curated record